Molecule: messenger RNA, 2475 nt
Organism: Penicillium concentricum
Lineage: Eukaryota; Fungi; Ascomycota; Eurotiomycetes; Eurotiales; Aspergillaceae
Product: Tetratricopeptide-like helical
Exons: 3
Coding region: 1-2475 (824 amino acids)
Cellular component (GO): kinesin complex
Molecular function (GO): protein binding
Source: RefSeq, a predicted model, not a curated record
AUGGCAUCGAUAUCAUUUAGUGGCACCAACUAUGGUCUCCAGAUUGGAGUUCACAAUGGUCCGGUCAAUAUGCCUUCAGAGCGACCGGAAACCCCAACAAACCCGCUAUCUACCGUCCCAUUUGCGCGUGACCGGCACUUUGUCAGCCGCGACGCACUACUUCGUCAAAUUCGCGAGGAGAGCUUAGUCUCGGGGUCAAGAAUAGCACUUAUUGGUCUCGGCGGUGUUGGGAAAUCGCAGCUUGCUAUCGAAUACUCUUACGAGGUCCGAUCCCAAUCACCAACAACAUGGGUUUUCUGGGUGCAUGCGAGUAACCAAGCCCGGUUCGAGCAAAGUUUCCGGGAUAUCGCGGACCAGGUCAAAAUCAGGGGUCGUCAGGAUCCCGAAGUGAAUAUAUUCAAACUCGUCGAGAACUGGCUCCAGGAUGAAAAGAGGAAAUGGGUCUGCAUCCUUGAUAACGUCGAUGACGAUCAGCUUCUUCGCUCGUUUACGGCACCAGAGAAGGGAGAUUCAACGAGAAGCCAAACGAACGCCGCGAAGCCACUAUUGGAAUACAUUCCUAGAAGCCCAAAUGGAUACGUUAUUAUCACGAGUAGGUCUAGAGAGGUUGCGUUGAAGAUGGUCGACCACAAGGGCCUUAUCGAGGUUGAACCCAUGGAAAACUCCGAAUCACUAGAGCUUCUCCGACGAACGCUUGAACUACCAACUGAAAACCAAGCAUGUCAACAGUUAGUUAACGCAUUGGAGUUUAUGCCGCUAGCGAUUGUACAGGCCGCUAGCUACAUUCGAAAUCGCGCACCUCGCUAUUCGGUGUCACAGUACCUAAAGGACUUCCAAAAGAAUGACCGUGAAGCGAUAAAGCUCCUCAAAAAAGAAGCAGGGCACACUCACCGGGACUGGGAAGCAAAGAAUUCAAUUUUGGUGACUUGGCAAAUGUCAUUCGAUUAUAUACGCCAAAGAUAUCCAUCUGCAGCGGACCUACUAUCGCUUAUGAGCUUUUUCGAUCGGCAAGGCAUACCGGAGAGCCUCAUUCGACAUCAACCUGCGUCCUCGGAGCUUCAAAGUGACUCUAGUGACGGGGAUACAUCUGAAUCUGAUACUAGCCCUGAUUUUGAAGAUGAUGUCAUAACACUAAGGGAUUAUUCAUUCAUAUCUAUCAGUGAGGACACCACUUCCUUUACAAUGCAUCGACUUGUGCAACUCACUACGCGCGCGUGGUUGAAAUCUCAUGGACAACUGGACCAAUGGAAGGAUAAAUUCAUUAGCACCCUCUACGACGAGUUUCCUUCCACCGGAGAAUACGAAAAUUGGGAGAGAUGCAGGCCACUCUUUCCUCACGUCAAAUCCGCAAUGUCACAACGGCCAACCUCACCUGAGUACCAAGAGCAGUGGGCUACGUUACUUUACAGAGGUGCAUGGUAUGCGUCAGAAAUCGGUAAUCUCAUGGAUACAAGAGAAAUGGCAUUAAAAUCAAGAGAUCAAAGGAUGAUUCUAUUGAGUGAUAAACAUGAAGAUGUCAUUGAUAGCACAACUCUGUUGGCAAACGCAUACUGGCUUGAAGGCCGGUGGGAGGAGGCUAAGCAGAUCGAGGUGCAGAUGGUGGAGACGAGCAAGGCGCAUUUCGGCGAGGACCAUCCCUACACGUUAACGUGUAUGGCCAAUCUAGCGUUGACCUUUCGAGACCAGGGCCGGUGGGAAGAGGCCGAGCAGCUUCAAGUGCAAGCGGUGAAGAGCCGUAAGACGACGCUCGGUAUGGAUCAUCCCGACACACUGUCAGGUAUAGCCAACCUAGCGGCGAUAUACGGGAGCCAGGGCCGGUGGGAAGAGGCCGAGCAGCUUAUGGUGCAGGUGAUGGAGACUUAUAAGACUAAGCUCGGCAAUGAUCACCCCGAUACGCUUUUAAGUAUAGGCAACUUGGCGGCGAUAUACGGGGACCAGGGCCGGUGGGAGGAGGCUGAGCAGCUCGAGGUGCAGGUGAUGGAGACUCGUAGAACGAAUCUCGGCGAGAAGCAUCCUGACACGAUUUUAAGUAUGGCCAACUUAGCGGUGACAUACGGGGACCAGGGUCGGUGGGAGGAGGCUGAGCAGCUCGAGGUGCAGGUGAUGGAGACUCGUAAAAUGAAUCUCGGCGAGGAUCAUCCCGACACGUUAACGAGUAUUGGUCGCCUCGCGACGGUAUACUGGAGUCAGGACCGGUGGGAGGAGGCCGAACCGCUCGAGAUACAGGUGAUGGAGACUCGUAAGACGAAGCUCGGCGAGAAUCAUCCCGACACGCUUUCAAGUAUGGCUAACCUCGCUUCCACCUGGAAAUGCUUAGGUCACGAAGCCAACGCCAUCAACUUGCUACGAACCUGCGUUGCCAGGCAGAAACAGACAAUAGGCCUAGACCAUCCGGACACUGUAUCUAGUUCUAAAAGAUUGCUCAAUUGGGAAACGGAGGAUCUAAAUAUGAGUCUAAGUCAGCUUGAUGCUUGA